AUGUCGGAUGAACAGCGGCCUGCACACAGCCACCACCACGAACAUGUCGACCCCAAAUCCAACCGCAUCGGGAAAUACCAGGUCAUCAAGACCUUGGGUGAAGGUUCCUUUGGUAAGGUGAAGUUGGCCCAGCACUUGACCACGGGCCAGAAAGUGGCCCUCAAGAUCAUCAACAAGAAGACGUUGGCCAAGAGCGACAUGCAGGGCCGUGUUGAGCGGGAGAUUUCGUACUUGCGGUUGUUGAGACACCCCCACAUCAUCAAGCUCUACGAUGUGAUCAAGCUGAAGGAUGAGAUCAUCAUGGUCAUUGAGUUUGCGGGUAAGGAAUUGUUUGACUAUAUAGUGCAGCGCGGCCGCAUGCCCGAGGACGAGGCCAGACGGUUUUUCCAGCAGAUCAUAGCUGCGGUGGAGUACUGCCAUAGACAUAAGAUUGUGCACAGAGACUUGAAGCCCGAGAAUUUGCUUUUGGACGACCACUUGAACGUGAAAAUCGCGGAUUUUGGUUUGUCCAACAUCAUGACCGACGGUAACUUCUUGAAGACCUCGUGUGGUAGUCCCAACUAUGCUGCACCAGAGGUGAUCAGUGGUAAAUUGUACGCUGGUCCCGAGGUCGACGUUUGGUCGUCUGGUGUGAUUUUGUACGUCAUGCUCUGUGGUAGAUUGCCCUUCGAUGAUGAUUUCAUUCCAGCUUUGUUCAAGAAGAUUUCCAAUGGUGUCUACACUUUGCCCAACUAUUUAUCUCCGGGCGCAAAGAACUUGCUUACACGCAUGCUUGUGGUCAAUCCAUUGAACAGAAUCACCAUCCACGAAAUCAUGGAGGACGACUGGUUCAAACAGGGCAUUGAGGAAUACCUUAUGCCUCCUGACUUGUCCAAAACCACUCACAACAAAAUUGAAAUCGACGAGGAUGUUAUCAGUGCGCUUACAAUGACCAUGGGCUAUGACAGAGACGAGAUCUUGAACGUCAUCAACUCUUGCAACAAGCAACUGUCGCCACAGCAGCAAUCCAACGAGAUUUUGGACGCAUAUUUGUUGAUGAAGGAGAAUCACUCUUUGGUCAAGGACUUGAAGAAGAACAAGACAGAGAAAAUGGAGACUUUCUUAUCCCAAAGUCCUCCUCCAUCCUGGAACACCACUAACGACAAUAUUCCUACUUCACACAAGGCGCCUGGUGUCCAGCAAUCUUUGACAUAUCAAACCUUGGCCACCGUGCCCGACUUGUCAACACUUCCCAAUUCGACGAUUGCAAUCUUGCCUUCGUCUCUUCCAUCUAUUCACAGAGCCUUUAUGGUGCAGCAAAACGACGAAAGCCAGUUCAAGAUCAAUGCUAUAUCAUCGAAGAAGCUGAAGACAAAAUGGCAUUUUGGUAUCAGAUCGAGGUCUUAUCCAUUGGAUGUCAUGGGCGAGAUCUAUCGCGCGCUAAAAAAUCUUGGUGCAGAGUGGUCAAAACCUACCGAAGAAGAGCUCUGGACCAUUAGAGUCAGAUGGAAGUACGGACCCAGCAUGGUGGACGAGACUGUGAAUGCCGGAGAGUGUGUGCCGCCAGAUUUGAUGAAGAUGCGCAUUCAACUUUUCCAGUUGGAGCCCAACAAUUAUCUCGUGGACUUCAAAUUCGAUGGCUGGGAGAGUUCUUCCGGUGAGCAGCCUGCAAGACAGGAUGUUGACGAGAUGAGCUCUUUCUCUGCUUAUCCUUUCUUGCAUUUGGCCACUAGACUCAUCAUGGAGUUGGCUGUUAACUCCACGCAAGCGUGA
Australozyma saopauloensis is the source of this 1752-nucleotide messenger RNA. RefSeq names its product AMP-activated serine/threonine-protein kinase catalytic subunit (gene SNF1). Gene Ontology annotation, cellular component: cytoplasm. The record is from RefSeq and is a predicted model, not a curated record. NCBI's taxonomy places the organism in Eukaryota, Fungi, Ascomycota, Pichiomycetes, Serinales, Metschnikowiaceae. Gene Ontology annotation, molecular function: ATP binding; protein serine/threonine kinase activity. The coding region runs from base 1 to 1752 and encodes 583 amino acids. Gene Ontology annotation, biological process: intracellular signal transduction; protein phosphorylation. The transcript has a single exon.